UGAUCCGUGUGUGUGUGUGUGUGUGUGUGUGCGUGUGUGUGUGGAGCGGAGAGAGAAACCGGGUACGCGCGUAUGCGCGCGCGCGUGGGGGGCAGUGUGCAUGCGGGGAGUACGGGGGAGUGUGUUUGUGUGUGCGUGUGGGUGUGAGUGCCUGGCUCCCUCUCGCUGAGACACACAUACACUCACACAUACACAACCCGGCAGGCUCGUCUGAACUUGAAGACACCCCACAUUCCAAGAUGCCCGAGGUUCCUGGGAAUGCCUGGGGUUCUUCGAUCCGGAAAAUCCUACCGGCAUCCUCCUAGGGAGGGAUUAUUAUUAUUAUUAUUUUUCUUUAAUCUGGAAGAGAAGAGAACAAGUUGUGCUUUUCCCCCCUUCUUCUUGCUAAAUGCCAUGGAUAUAACUGAAUAAGCGGCUCAGGGCUUUCCCCGCGUGGACGUCCGAGGCCACCAUCUGCCUGCAUUCGCCGGAGCCACCGGAGGGUUUAGCUCGAGUCUGUCUCGGGCGGGGAAGGAUGCGUGGCCGAGCCGGGGAGCCCGGGCGCCCCGCGGAGCCGGCCUCGGUGCCUCCCAGCCGGGGGUAGAUGCUGCCUCGCCCAGGCGCUGAGUGACCAGACCAUGGAGACCCUGCUUGGUGGCCUGCUAGCGUUUGGCAUGGCGUUUGCCGUGGUCGACGCCUGCCCCAAGUACUGUGUCUGCCAGAACCUGUCUGAGUCACUGGGGACCCUGUGCCCCUCCAAGGGGCUGCUUUUUGUACCCCCUGAUAUUGACCGGCGGACAGUGGAGCUGCGCCUGGGCGGCAACUUCAUCAUCCACAUCAGCCGCCAGGACUUUGCCAACAUGACGGGACUGGUGGACCUGACCCUGUCCAGGAACACCAUCAGCCACAUCCAGCCCUUUUCCUUUCUGGACCUCGAGAGCCUCCGCUCCCUGCAUCUUGACAGCAAUCGGCUGCCAAGCCUUGGGGAGGACACCCUCCGGGGCCUGGUCAACCUGCAGCACCUUAUCGUGAACAACAACCAGCUGGGCGGCAUUGCAGAUGAGGCUUUUGAGGACUUCCUGCUGACAUUGGAGGAUCUGGACCUCUCCUACAACAACCUCCAUGGCCUGCCGUGGGACUCCGUGCGACGCAUGGUCAACCUCCACCAGCUGAGCCUGGACCACAACCUGCUGGAUCACAUCGCCGAGGGCACCUUUGCAGACCUGCAGAAACUGGCCCGCCUGGAUCUCACCUCCAAUCGGCUGCAGAAGCUGCCCCCUGAUCCCAUCUUUGCCCGCUCCCAGGCUUCGGCUUUGACAGCCACACCUUUUGCCCCGCCCUUGUCCUUUAGUUUUGGGGGUAACCCACUUCACUGCAAUUGUGAGCUUCUCUGGCUGCGGAGGCUCGAGCGGGACGAUGACCUGGAAACCUGUGGCUCCCCGGGGGGCCUCAAGGGUCGCUACUUCUGGCAUGUGCGUGAGGAGGAGUUUGUGUGUGAGCCGCCUCUCAUCACCCAGCACACACACAAGUUGCUGGUUCUGGAGGGCCAGGCGGCCACACUCAAGUGCAAAGCCAUUGGGGACCCCAGCCCCCUUAUCCACUGGGUAGCCCCCGAUGACCGCCUGGUAGGGAACUCCUCAAGGACCGCUGUCUAUGACAAUGGCACCCUGGACAUCUUCAUCACCACAUCUCAGGACAGUGGUGCCUUCACCUGCAUUGCUGCCAAUGCUGCCGGAGAGGCCACGGCCACGGUGGAGGUCUCCAUCGUCCAGCUGCCACACCUCAGCAACAGCACCAGCCGCACUGCACCCCCGAAGUCCCGCCUCUCAGACAUCACUGGCUCCAGCAAGACCAGCCGGGGAGGUGGAGGCAGUGGGGGCGGAGAGCCUCCCAAAAGCCCCCCGGAACGGGCUGUGCUUGUGUCUGAAGUGACCACCACCUCGGCCCUGGUCAAGUGGUCUGUCAGCAAGUCAGCACCCCGGGUGAAGAUGUACCAGCUGCAGUACAACUGCUCUGACGAUGAGGUACUGAUUUACAGGAUGAUCCCAGCCUCCAACAAGGCCUUCGUGGUCAACAACCUGGUGUCAGGGACUGGCUACGACUUGUGUGUGCUGGCCAUGUGGGAUGACACAGCCACGACACUCACGGCCACCAACAUUGUGGGCUGCGCCCAGUUCUUCACCAAGGCUGACUACCCACAGUGCCAGUCCAUGCACAGCCAGAUCCUGGGCGGCACCAUGAUCCUGGUCAUCGGGGGCAUCAUCGUGGCCACGCUACUGGUCUUCAUCGUCAUCCUCAUGGUGCGCUACAAGGUCUGCAACCACGAGGCCCCCAGCAAGAUGGCAGCGGCCGUGAGCAAUGUGUACUCGCAGACCAACGGCACCCAGCCACCGCCUCCAAGCAGCGCACCAGCCGGGGCCCCGCCGCAGGGCCCGCCCAAGGUGGUGGUGCGCAACGAGCUCCUGGACUUCACCGCCAGCCUGGCCCGCGCCAGUGACUCCUCUUCCUCCAGCUCCCUGGGCAGUGGGGAGGCCGCAGGGCUGGGACGGGCCCCCUGGAGGCUCCCACCCUCCGCCCCGCGCCCCAAGCCCAGCCUUGACCGCCUGAUGGGGGCCUUCGCCUCCCUGGACCUCAAGAGUCAGAGAAAGGAGGAGCUGCUGGACUCCAGGACUCCAGCCGGGAGAGGGGCUGGGACGUCGGCCCGGGGCCACCACUCGGACCGAGAGCCACUGCUGGGGCCCCCUGCGGCCCGGGCCAGGAGCCUGCUCCCCUUGCCCUUGGAGGGCAAGGCCAAACGCAGCCACUCCUUCGACAUGGGGGACUUUGCUGCUGCGGCGGCGGGAGGGGUCGUGCCGGGCGGCUACAGUCCCCCUCGGAAGGUCUCGAACAUCUGGACGAAGCGCAGCCUUUCUGUCAACGGCAUGCUCUUGCCCUUUGAGGAGAGUGACCUGGUGGGGGCCCGGGGGACUUUUGGCAGCUCCGAAUGGGUGAUGGAGAGCACGGUCUAGGUGGGGGUGGGCAUGCUCCCUUUCCUGUGCGCAGGGUGGGAGAAGGGGAAAGAAUCUCACUGGCAAGUGUUUGUGGAGUUUCCAUGGUGAUGUUUACAUCCAGGGACAGUUUCGUCUCCCUGUCAAUGGCCUCGUGUCCCCCCCACCCCCCAACACCCACAUCACCUCCCCACCACCCGGCCGGGGUUUGCUCAGGGAAUGUGGACUCGCUCAAAUGCCGGACUGAGCCCUGAGUGUUUGGAAAGGCGAGACUCCGCCUUUCUAAUCACAAAUGUAGCCUACAAGCAAGCGGCUUUGGAUUGCUUAUGGGUCUAGUGUUGUUUUUAUUUCUUAAUUUAUUUUUUUUUCCAUUUCCCAGACUCCUCCUCUUCAUUCACACGAAUAAUCGAGAGUUAAUCGUACAUAUGAAUGUGUGUUCCCAGCAGCCCUGGUAGUGGGUAAUUGUUGCCAAUUGACAAGAGGAGGGAAUUAUUCUGUUUCCACACUUGUUUGGGGGAAGACUGUGGGGUUCCCUGCUCAGAGCUCUCAUUACUCCCAACCACCCCCCACCCGACACUGGAAGGGGUGAGCGACUGACCCCCGAUACCUGACCUAGUUUCCUUUGCUUCUCAAACAUGACAUGCCACACCCAUCACAGAAGCUUAAACCAGAAGGGUAAUUUCCUGGGUUCUUACGUGUGGGGAGGGAGGAGGGCUUCAUGCUAUAGGGCACAAGGGAUCUUAACUUCUGGAGUUGCUUUGGGCUUGUUGCCACUCUUUCUGGGAAGCUGGCAUGGAAAGUCCCCCUUGAGCAUGUGGCAGGCCAGGAGGGCUUCUCUUAAGGAAAGCAGCAGGGGGUGGCAGAAACAGCAGUGGACUUGGAGUCCGAAGUUCUGUGUCUGGGCUCCAUAGUCACAUGAAUAGCCAGCUGAAUAACUGGGGCAAGACCAUUUUAUCUGUUGGGACCUGAAUUUCUCAAUUUGCAAAAAUACUGGGAUUGUACUAGGUCUCCAGUCCCUUUCCAGUUCUAUGGGCCUAUUAAUUAUUCAUGACUCUAGAUGUUAGGCUUUUUUGCUUAGUGACACCAGAAGCACAAGCUGGUUACAGCAGUCCCCCUCCUUUUUACUGGACACAGAGAAUUCUAGAAGCCUUGGAGGAGGAAAGCUGAAUCUUUUUAGAAUCAUAGGCUUUUGAGGCUUGGGGAGGUGUUUGCAAUCAUCCCAUCUUUAACCCUCCCUCUCCCUUCCAGAGAGCAUAAAGGAAUUGCCCAGGGUCACACAGUGAGUUCAUGACCAGGUCAGGGUAGAAGCCAAGGCCACCUGCCUCCUGGCAGUGGUAUUUGGGAUCCAUGACCCUGUCUUCACUCUGCCUAGGGCUUUUCUGUGUCCAAAGGCUGUCCCAUGUUUGUUUCUUAAGAAAGUGGCUCAGGGUGGGAUGGGGGGGAUGCCUGCUCUUGUUUUCUUGAGGAGGGUCCAUCCUUGGAAAUUACAGGGUGGAAUGGGAGGGGUGCAUAGGCUCCUUUCCAUCUAGGGAUAACCCCUCCCCGCCAGACAGUGGCAAGAGGAGGGGAAGAGGAGAUGUGCCCACGGAGAACCUGCUGUAGACAGAUUGGAAUGACUUUCCCCGGCAUCCCUGUCCCGUGUCUACUCAUCAGCAACUCACUACCUCUCCCUCAGUCUCUCCAACUCAUUCUUUCCUCUCCCAACUCCUUCCAUAGGCCUCUAUUUUCUCUCUUUUGUUCUUCCUUCUUCCACUUGCCAACCACGCAGCCCACCAAGCAUACAGGCAAGACCAUUCUGGACCAAAAAGUUCCAAUGGCCUCAGACCUGGACCCGAGCUGCUGGCCCCCAACCCCACUCUGGAACACACAAGGAGGGAUUUGCAACUGUCUAUGAAGAAUUACCUUUGGCUCUAGUCCCAGAGCCUCCAAAUCCCAGGCCUUCCUCCUUCCUCACUCUCCUCCCUCCCCUCUCUUCUCUUCAUCCUUCUUUUUUUUUCUCCUUUUACUCUCUGCCUUUCCCAGUCCCUUCCUGGUCCUGACAAGGUCACUAACAGAUCAGGCCAGUCCCUCCUGAGACCUCAAGUUAUAAUAAUUUUCGAGGCCAGUCCCAGGGCUGAAGCACAUCCUUUCUAUGGUCACAGAAGCACCCACAGAAUUGGGUAACUUGAAAGGAAAUCUCUUCCACCCUUUCUCUUUUCCCUUCCUGUUUUUUCCUCUUCUCUUUUCUCCCUCCUCAUCUUUCUCAUUCAUCCUUUCAAACUAUAGCCAUUGUGGAAGUGGUCCCAAAUACCAGCUUUCUUUUUUGCCUUUGGAUUCAGACACACAGAGGGAAGGUGGUGAACAGUGGAAGGAACCAACUGACUGUCUAUUCUCCUCAGCGGUUCCGAGUUCUAUCGUGACAUGAUAUGUACUUGCUCUUGUGUUUGUCAUGUCUCUGACUUGGAGUUUGGGAAAGCAGCAUCCCUGUGGUCAGAAUAUAAAUGCCAAUCUUCUCCUUUGCUAGAAAAAAAUGUACAGUAAAAUGUACAGUUUUAAAAACAACCACUAACCACACUCCUUGGGCGGGAGAAAAAAAGAACAUUCUUAUGUCUGUGAAUGUCUGCUGUUCAUUUCUCUGGAAACUCUGGGGUUUUCUAAAGAUGGCUUUGACGUGGCAUUUUCUCUUGCACCUGUGUUUGUUACUGCCUGGUGGGAGCCUGCUUCUUGCCAAGUUCAUGUAUAAGGUGGGGGAAUCUUCUGAAAUAAUAGAAAAUGGGAUCAUCUUCCCAGAGUAAAGAAAGGUAGAGAAAUCUGAAGUGAAGCUUCAGGCUAAGAAAAGAACAGUCCAUCCCCAGCUGUCCUGACUGUCCUACCUGACAUCUCCAUUCUCUGAUAUACCAGCCCUACCAAUUUUUCCUGGACUGUGGUCACCACAGCACCUGACUACUAGGGGCAUGUAGGUAUCUUCUACCCAUUUUGGUUGAGCCCUGGAUGGUAUUUUUUUCAAAAGGUCUUUUACUGGGAAACGAUGGGAGAACAAACCAAAACCCAAACUCAAGGUAUAGAAACAAACAUGCUUCUGGAACACAGCUUCCCAACCUUGUCUUUUCUAGUAUCUAGAUCAGCGCUGUCCAAUAGAAUAAAAUGUAAGCCACACUGUAAUUUUAAAUUUUCCAGUAGCCAUGUUGAAUCAAAUAUAAAGAAACAAGUGGAAUUAAUUUUAAUCUUAUAUUUUAACUCAAUAUAUCCAAAAUAUUGUUGUAACAUGUAAUCACUCAAAUUAUUAGUAAGUUAUUUUAUGGUAUUUUUUGGUACAAAGUUUUAGAAUCUGAUUUGUAUUUUACAUAGAUGGCAUAUAUCAAUUCAGAUGAGCCCUCUUUAAAGUAUUUUACAUGUAUGACACAUAUCAAUUCAGACUAGCCCUCUUUAAAGUACUUGAGAGCCAUAUGUGGCUAGUACUGGCCACUGUACCAGACAGUGCGACUCUA
Messenger RNA from Gorilla gorilla gorilla (western lowland gorilla), 6433 nucleotides. It is a transcript of the gene LRFN2, whose product is annotated as leucine rich repeat and fibronectin type III domain containing 2. Gene Ontology annotation, cellular component: cell surface; postsynaptic density membrane. Bases 618 to 2987 code for a protein of 789 amino acids. NCBI's taxonomy places the organism in Eukaryota, Metazoa, Chordata, Mammalia, Primates, Hominidae. Gene Ontology annotation, molecular function: protein binding. The record is from RefSeq and is a predicted model, not a curated record. The transcript has 3 exons.